Molecule: messenger RNA, 6012 nt
Organism: Carcharodon carcharias (great white shark)
Lineage: Eukaryota; Metazoa; Chordata; Chondrichthyes; Lamniformes; Lamnidae
Product: SAM and SH3 domain-containing protein 1-like
Exons: 19
Coding region: 462-3968 (1168 amino acids)
Molecular function (GO): protein binding
Source: RefSeq, a predicted model, not a curated record
GUCACCCGGUCUAACAGAAACUCGUGCACUCUGCUGGGAUCAGGCCGAGCUCUCUUGACAAACUGCAGAAAGUUUUCCUUGUUUUCGGUUGGAGUUGGGCUCUCCCAGACAUCUGGCCAAGUGCUGUGGAAACUUUGAGAGCGAUUGCAGGAGAAGUGACAAGCGGCUGGUGCCAUCGCUUUCCCUAAUCGGCAGAGAGGCCGCAGCAAGAGCAGGACUGUGGCCAGAGUGUGGGAAGUGAACUAUCCUCUCAGGCCUUGGGGAUUUGCUGACCAGAGCCUGGUACUUUCUUCUCCUCCCUUCCCUUUGAGGCCAUUUGUCUGUUGCAGUGAUUGAUAGCCGGAGCAAAGAAUGGCGAAGAGCUUCAGAGGGACUGCAGGAGUGUGAUCCGGUCAAAGUGUGUCCUGGGGAAAUCUAGGUCGCAAGCUGCCCUUAAUCGGAGGACCUUGGGGAACAGUGCGAUGGAUGAAGACCCAAAUACUCCCCAUGAGUCUCAGGCCCCCUCAGUUGGACUACCCGAUACAUUCUGCACACUCUGGAGGGAUAUGAUGGGAAUGUUGGAUGGAUCGUUGGGAAACAUUGAUGACCUGGCUCAACAGUACACGGAAUACUACAAUACCUGUCUCAGUGACGUGCCGGAACGGAUGGAAGAGCUGUGCACUCACAGAGUCUCCGACAACCUUGAACUGGAAAGCUUAGUUGCCAAUCCGCCAUCGCCACAGCUGCUGCCUGAGACUUCAGAAUCACGUGCCUUGGGGAGUGUGGUUUCAACACCAGAGAGCGAGAGAGAACAUUUGAUUUGCAAGUCAAGCUCGGAGGAUGGGACAAUUGGAAGUAGUGACUGGAAAAAGAAAAAUAAAUCCUUUUGGCAGGGAUUUCGGAAACUACAGAAGGGAAAUGCAGUGCGGGAAUUGUGUAAAGGAGAAGAUGUUGGGUUUGUGGCCAGCGAGAUUACCAUGAGUGAUGAGGACCGCAUUGAACUGAUGAUGAUGGUCAAAGAUAAGAUGAUAACAAUAGAGGAGGCACUUGCUAAGCUCAAAGAAUAUGAAUGUCACAGCAGGCUGUCGCUGAGCAUGGAUUCAACUCAAUCGGCAGGUGGAGCCCAUGAACCGUGGGAUGGGUCCUCCGAUGGUGGUAUAUGGGAGCAGCUAGAUGAUGAUAUUCAGGAUGUGAAGAAUGACGAUGUCCAAGAGGUGAAGUUUAAGAGGCUCCACAAAUUGGUUUCUUCAAAACGCAGAUCGAAAAAGAAACUGAUUAAAGUGGAUGAAAUGAAGACUGCCUCUACUGGAGAAAACACUUGCGAUGGAACAUGCAAUGAACUGUUGGACUCUUUACACGAUGAAAGAUCAGUGAAUUACUUGGGGUCGAGGGCCCUCAAAAAGCAGCUAUACUUGAACAAGGCGUCACAGAAGAGGUCUGAGGAAGAUCCUGCGCCUCAGAUGGCCGUUUGCAGAUCCCCAUCUUCCAACAGUCUGGAAGGACGGCUAGGAAAGAAGUUUGUGAAGCCUUUUCACACGGCUGCCGAGCACAAUAUCGCACAGGUUCCAAAGAAAUCUGGAAGAACGUCCUCUGACUCAGAAUGCAGUGAAGACAAGUCACACAAGAUAUCCCGCUCCCUGACCGACAGUGAGGUGGGCAAGGGCCUCACUGUUCAGAAUCAUGGAUGCAUUGGUAAAGAAGGAGUCAGCAAUGAGAAAGCGGGCACAGCGAAAUCCCCCACAAAUUCACGGAAAUCACUGAGCAGGAAGGUCAAGUCAGUAAAAGAGACGGUGAGGAGGAAGAUUACAAAGACAUACAGUGGUACUGCUCCCCACCAGUUGCCAUCCAAUGGAGUGAUGUCCACUGCUCAGAUUCCAGAUCCAACUGAUAAGUCUAUCCAACAGGACAGACCCAAGCUGACUGGCGGUGGUUCAGUGGAGAGUCUGCGGAGCUCCUUGAGUGGGCAGAGUUCAAUGAGCGGUCAGACAGUGAGUACCACAGAUUCAUCAGCUAGUAACAGAGAAAGUGUAAAAUCGGAAGAUGGUGAGGAUGAGGAAUCUGCCUACCAGGGGCCUUUUUGUGGCCGUGCUCGGGUCCACACUGAUUUUGUUCCAAGUCCGUACGAUACAGAUUCGCUGAAACUUAAGAAAGGAGAUAUUAUAGACAUAAUCAGCAAACCCCCAGGGGGGACUUGGAUGGGUCUGUUGAACAAUAAAGUUGGGACCUUCAAAUUCAUCUACAUGGAUAUUGUGAAUGAUGAAGUGGAAAAACCAAAAAGACCGAGGAGAAGGAGACGGGGAGGCAAACUCCCAAAACCCCAAACUGUUCAGGAGCUGCUCCAACGCAUUGGUCUACAGCAGCACAUGCCGACUCUGCUAUUGAAUGGGUACGAGGACCUGGACACGUUCAAGCUGCUGCAAGAGGAGGACUUGGAUGAACUGAACAUUCUGGAACCGCAGCACAGAUCGCGGCUGCUGGCAGCUGUCGAACUCUUGCAUGAGUAUGACAGUAACAGCGAUAAAGAUCCAGCUGAUGAAUGUGCCUCUCGGGAAAUCUUGCCCCACUUUUCCCUUAAGCACAUUGAUCCAGACCUGCAGAAACAGACUCCCUGGGAUUCAGGCUGCUUUGAGGAGAGUGGAUAUCCCGAGAAUGGAAAAAGCAGAAAGUCUUGGCCAUUAGUAUCCACAGGGUCAUCGGCAAACUUUGGGUCACAGCUCAAGUGCCAAACAAACUGUCCAGCACUUCAACUUGCAAAAUCUAUUGAGAAUUUACACAUUGGAAGAGAUAAAGAGAAACACAUCACUGAGCUUCAGGUACCAUGUAGUUCCCUAAAGUCAGUCUAUAGACAUUUUGGUUACCAUGGCCAUUCAGUGCCCCUCAGAAGGACAAAUGGCCAGAAGUUGCGGGUCAGCGUAAGUUGUGAGGACUUGGCACAUUGCUGUGGCAUUCAAAAGCAAUGGCAAAGAGCUCACUCUUCAGAUGAGUUGCACAGUGAAGUUGGUUCUCCAUCAAACACCGUCUCAGAAACAGGAACACAUGCUGCUCUUCCCUGGCAAGGCAAAUUCGGUGUGGAGCAAGAAAUCAAGAAAAUCUCCCGUGUGAGGCCUCCCCGCUGUAGUGCAAGGCAGCUCUCCAGGCCAAGUACAGUUCCUUGUGUGACUGCAGAAACACGCAAUGAACAAAUCAGUGCUACUAUCCUUCAAACUACACGAAUAAAGGGCUUGGUCUCCCACCCACUUCAGUUCUCAGAAGAGAAGAACAUCCCACCUCCAAUAAUAAAGUGUGACCCACCCUAUCAAUCCACAAUACCCACACCUCUGAACAUUCAGCAGAAUCGCCAUUUUACAGAAGAACAUCAAGACCGAGCUGGGAUCUGUAAUUCAACCGAAAGCAAGAGACUUGCAACUGAAAACAGGGAAUCUUCCAGAAACCCUUCCCAGCCACCUCCAGUGCCUGCCAAGAAAUGCAGAGAGAAAAUGAAAAAUGGCAUCCAUCCUGUGCCUCAUAUUUUAAACAAGUCAAACCCUUCCACCACCUGUAGGUACGGAUUGGCCACUAACUUGCACGUUCAAUGUCCCACUGCAGAGCUAACCAAAUCAACCUUGGUUAUUCAGCCUCCUUGCUUACCAGAGACUGCCUGUCCACCACAGCUGGGAGUUAAGUUGUGUACUGUAUCUGGAAGAAAGGCUUCCUGGAGGAGAGAAGUAGAACUGGAAAUGUUAAUAGGAAACAAAUUGGAGUCGGAAGCAAUUGAUCUCACAGAGCAACCCUACUCUGACAAGCAUGGCAGAUGUGGGAUUCCAACAGCCCUGAUACAAAGAUAUGCAGAAGACCUAGGAUGUUCUGCAGAGCACAUGGCUGUGGCUGUCGAGCUCAUGAGAGUUAAACAGCUCCGCAAGCAGCAUCGAAUGGCAAUUCCAAGUUCCCUUGGCAAGAUGAGCAGAAAAACUACAGCCCUAGAAAUAUCUAAUGAGUCUUCAAGGAGCUGAUCUUCAUAGGACUGCCAUGUGUAUCGUUACAUCCCCAGCACCUCAUGCAGCACUCUGCAUCAGAUAAAGACAUCAUUUAGAAAGCAACUUCCAGCUGUUGGAAUUAAAAGCCAGUGUUUCACCAGAGUAACCAUCAUCUGAAAACAGACGUGCACUAGGUGUCCUUCAUUCUUUCAUUCUGAUAGACUUUGUACUUCAGGAGCUGUUGGUAAAGCAACAGUACAAAAUUCAAAGAGUAAGGAAAGGAAGCAGAGUGGGGUUGAAAGGUUGGCUGUAACCUUGUUUGAGAUGGGUGGGUAGUUCCCUGGGCUGGCCAAUGUGGCUCCUGGGUAGCCAUGUAGACAGGGUGUCCACCAAGGCCAUGACACCAAGGGAAUUGCCAGCAUUUAGCACUGACUGGAUUACAUGCAAAUCUACCUUUUAAGAAAUCAGCCACUGUUGUUUCAAAUUAUCAAUUAUCGUUUUUGAGUCCUGUGUCAAGGUUUUACAGAGCAGAGCCAUUGAAUUGCUAAUCAGGUCAAUUCUAGACCCAUACUCUGUCUCUGAAGAUCUCUUGCACUGCCCAUUCUAGACCCAUGCUCAGUCUGUGAAGAUCCCCUUCACUGUCCAUUCUAGGUCCACACUCAGUGUGAAGAUCCUUUGCACUGUCCCUUCUACACACAUACUCAAUCUAUGAGGACUCCUCUCACUCCUUGGAUUAUUAUCUGAUUGUAUUUCUUUCGCUUUCCUCGGCAAACAUCACCACUUCAAAGUAUCCUAGAAGUGAAAAUGUGUCAUAAUAUUAAAACUUAAAAUAUAUCCAUUUAAUAUUUUGUGAUGGUACCAAGUUGUCAGAUGUUCUGGUCAGUUUUGGGCCUGUCUGUGUCAUGUCACUACUCUGUAUUGUAUGUUGCCUUAUUAAUUACAGUGAAACUUGGAUCCCGUAAAGUAGAAAAGAAAUUAGGAUGAUCCAGAAGUAAUUCUUACGUUCUGAUAUAUUAUUUUCAUAGUACAUGUAUAUUUGAAAUCAAGGAGCAGUUCAUUUCAUGGAAUCAUAGAAAUUACAGUUACAGCAGGAGCCCAUUUACUCUCAUGUCUGUGCCAGUUAUUAAGCUGGACCUCUAUCCUGUUAUCCUAUUUCCCAACCCUUUCCUCGUCAUCCUUGAACUCAAAAUUCCAGGAGUUCCACUCUGCCUUCUGCCUCUGGCCAAAGAGAAGAAUUCUAUCUUCUGUGUCUUUGGCUCCAGGGUCAAUUGCUUUUAGUCAUGGCAAGUUUUGGAAUGUGUUCCAUUAGGCCUUAUGUAAGGCACAAGGGAGUGUAAUUCCCCUAGAGUCAGCAGGGACUCCUCAGACAUGACCUUUCCCCCCCACUCCACCCCACCUUGAUGAAGGGGGCUGGGUGCCUCCAUUGUCCAGAAUCUCUUCUGCCUCUUGCAUGUUCCAGCAGAACAGAAGCAGGUUCUGUCCCAGGUCCCAGUCCCUUCCCCUGCCCAAAGUUCUGUGUACCAACUACACGCUCACUUGUCCCAGAAUUUCAGUUCCUAGGUGUUUAACUAAUGUAACAACACAAUCUACUGCUCAAUAUACAAGAGUUCUGUAUAACUAACUCCAAAUCUUUAGUUGUUGCAUCAUAUUUCCACCACUUCAGCAUUUUAAUGAAUACCGCAAGCUGUUUUGUAUCAGACACAAUGUUUUUUUUUAAAUAUAAGCUUCUGAUUCUCCUUUUGGCUUUGAUGUUACUUAGGAAGUGGAUUGUGUGUCUUGCAACAUCUGGUCAAAGUCCAAGACUCAUAAAUGUUGACAGUAAAUUGAAAAUAUUGAAAAGCAGCACAAAAUUAAACUGAUGCACUUUGUGUAUUUGAGAAUAUUUAAGUAACUUAUUAUAUGUUUCCUUAACAAUGUAAGUAACUAUAACAUACUGGUAACAAAACAUUCUUAUAAAGUGUAGUCAAUCAAAGGUGUACCUUACGUUUAACGUGAGGUAUGUAUGUGUAAAUAUUCUUAACUGUUCCAUUUAGCAGAAUAAUAUUGAAACUUUUUUCAAUAAAGUAACAGUUGGAUGAAA